AUGGCAAAUAACGAUGCAACGGUCGGUAUAUCCGGCCAGUUGCCCAUUCGCAACAACGACCCAGAUGUUGGAUCCUUCGACAUAGUCGCUACAUACCAUCGGCUCUUGGCCGACGACCCCGAGCUCACGAUGCCCAUGGCCACUAUCGAGGCUCUCAUCGAGGCCUUGGGCGCCUCAUCCGCUACCACCGUGUUCGAGACUAUGAAGCUCGUCGAGGGACAGUCGGAGAGGCUACGAGAAAGCCCCCAAGUCGCAAACCCCAUGGCUGUCUGCCACGGCAGCGAUUUCUUCAAGCAGUACCUGGUUAGGGAGCUUAGACAGCUUCCCAGCAGCGCUGGUGCUGCUUCGAAGGAUCAGCAGUUUGAGGAGAUCCGCCAACACCUGCUCCGAAAUGCACGUCUAUUCGCUACGAGAGCUAAGGAAGCUAGAGAACAGAUUGCCUCGGAGGGACGCUUGUUAAUUCCCGAUAAUUCUACUAUUCUGACACACGGCGGCUCACGUGUUGUUGGCAUGGUACUGGGAAGAGCCGCUGAGCGAGUUAACGGUAGCCUCCCCCGACGCUUCAGAGUCAUCUAUGCUAUAAGCGAGAGUCGCCGGGCCGAGAGCGAAAUGGCCGUUGCCACGCUGCGGGAAAAGGGCAUUCGCGUCGCCACGAUCCCGGAAGGUGGUGUCGCGCACAUCAUGCAGAAUGUGAAUAUAGUAAUUGUAGGCGCAGAGGUCAUUACGGCUCAGGGUGGUAUUAUCAGCCGGUUAGGCACAUAUCAGAUCGCGAAGCUCGCCAAGAUUGAUCGCAAACCCUUCUAUGUCGCCGCCGAGCAGCACAAGCUCGGGCAGACGUUCCCGACUAGCCAGUCCAAUUACGGCAUCCCCGCUUUCAAGCAAGACUUACUCGAUUUUCAGUCCAACAAGAGCACGAACAGCAACGUGGUAAAUGGACUGACGGCCGACCAGAAGCGAGCCAUUGAGGUCCAGUCUGCCAACCCUGUUGAUUUCACACCGCCUGAUCUCAUCACAAACUUUAUCUGUGAUCAUGGUGUCAAGUCCACUGUGGCAAUGGAACAUCAGGUAAUCGAUAUGUUUGUCAGUUAG
Molecule: messenger RNA, 1089 nt
Organism: Xylaria bambusicola
Lineage: Eukaryota; Fungi; Ascomycota; Sordariomycetes; Xylariales; Xylariaceae
Product: translation initiation factor eIF-2B alpha subunit
Exons: 3
Coding region: 1-1089 (362 amino acids)
Biological process (GO): translational initiation
Cellular component (GO): eukaryotic translation initiation factor 2B complex
Molecular function (GO): translation initiation factor activity; guanyl-nucleotide exchange factor activity
Source: RefSeq, a predicted model, not a curated record